AGUAUUUUAUCGGAAAUACGAAAAGAGUAGUCACGUGAUUAUCCACGUUCGUUCUCUUUUCUUGGGUCUGCUGAAAGGGCAACAUCAAGCAUUUGUAACUGGUUGUCCAAUCGAGACUCAAUCCAAAAUGGUGAACUUCACGGUAGACCAGAUCCGGACUAUCAUGGAUCAUAAAAAGAACAUCCGCAACAUGUCCGUGAUAGCUCAUGUUGAUCAUGGCAAAUCAACACUCACAGAUUCCCUGGUUAGCAAAGCCGGUAUCAUUGCUUCUUCAAAGGCAGGAGAAACCAGGUUUACAGAUACCCGUAAGGAUGAGCAGGAACGAUGUAUUACCAUCAAGUCUACGGCCAUCUCCCUCUACUAUGAGCUGGACAAGGAGGAUAUGAAGUACAUCAGGCAGGACUAUGAGCAAGAUAAUAAUGCCUUUUUGAUCAACCUGAUUGAUUCCCCUGGCCAUGUAGACUUCUCAUCAGAAGUAACAGCAGCACUGCGUGUGACUGAUGGUGCCCUUGUUGUUGUGGACUGUGUCUCUGGUGUUUGUGUGCAGACAGAGACUGUUCUUCGCCAGGCCAUUAGUGAGCGCAUCCGACCAGUACUUUUCAUGAACAAGAUGGACCUUGCUUUGCUCACCUUGAAGUUGGAAAAAGAAGACCUUUACCAAACCUGUCAGCGCAUUAUAGAAAAUGUCAAUGUGAUUGUCAACACCUACUAUGAGGAAGGUGGACCCAUGGGCAAUAUUUCCGUGGAUCCAAAAGAAGGCACAGUUGGAUUUGGCUCAGGUCUGCAUGGCUGGGCUUUCACUCUUAAGGACUUUGCAAAGAUGUAUGCAAGCAAAUUUGGCAUUGAGGAAGAGCAGAUGAUGAAACGACUUUGGGGAGAUCAGUUUUAUAACCCAAAGGAAAAGAAGUGGUACAAGGAGCAACUACCUGGUUCCCAGCGUGGCUUUACCCAAUACAUCCUUUCUCCCAUUUAUCAGAUCUUCCAUUGUGCUAUGAAUGAACCAAAGGAAAAGACUUUGGAACUUGUGGACAAAUUGGGAAUCAAGCUUGUAGCUGAGGAAAGAGAGUUGCUGGACAAACAACUGUUGAAAACUGUGAUGAGGAAGUGGCUGCCUGCUGGAGAUGCCCUGCUGCAGAUGAUUGUCAUUCACCUGCCAUCCCCUGUCACGGCUCAACGCUACAGAAUGGAGCUGCUGUAUGAAGGACCUCACGAUGACCCAUGUGCUGUUGCCAUCAAAAGCUGUGAUCCCAAAGCUGAUCUUAUGAUGUACAUCUCUAAGAUGGUUCCAACAAGUGAUAAGGGCCGAUUCUAUGCAUUUGGUCGUGUCUUCAGUGGUGUCGUUACAUCUGGGCAAAAGGUCCGCAUCAUGGGACCCAACUAUGUUCCUGGCAAGAAGGAAGAUUUGUAUGAGAAGAGCAUACAGAGAACUAUUCUUAUGAUGGGACGUUUCACUGAGGCUAUUGAAGAUGUACCUUGUGGCAACAUCUGUGGUCUUGUUGGAGUUGACCAGUUUUUGGUCAAGACUGGUACAAUUUCAACAUACAAAGAUGCCCACAACAUGAAGGUCAUGAAGUUCUCUGUCAGCCCUGUUGUACGUGUUGCUGUCGAAUGCAAAAAUCCUUCUGAUUUGCCAAAAUUGGUUGAAGGUCUAAAGCGUCUUUCCAAGUCUGACCCUAUGGUGCAGUGCAUCAUUGAGGAGUCGGGUGAGCAUAUCAUUGCUGGUGCUGGAGAGCUUCAUUUGGAAAUCUGCCUGAAAGAUCUGGAGGAAGAGCAUGCAUGCGUUCCCAUCAAGGUCUCAGACCCUGUGGUAUCCUACCGGGAGACUGUGUCAGAGGAAUCUGACAGGAUGUGUCUGUCCAAAUCUCCAAACAAACACAACCGUCUUUUCCUGAAGGCUGCUCCUUUGCCAGAGGGUUUGCCAGAAGACAUUGACAGUGGUAAGAUUGCACCUCGUCAAGACAUGAAAGAGAGGGCCAGGUAUUUGACUGAGCAGUAUGCAUUUGAUGCCACUGAAGCCAGAAAGAUCUGGUGCUUUGGCCCCGAGGGAACAGGUCCCAAUCUGUUGGUGGAUUGCAGCAAGGGUGUUCAGUAUCUAAAUGAAAUCAAGGACAGUGUUGUGGCUGGCUUUCAGUGGGCAACAAAGGAGGGUGUGCUUUGUGAGGAGAACAUGAGAGGUAUCCGUUUUAACAUCUAUGAUGUGACCCUGCACGCUGAUGCUAUUCAUCGUGGUGGUGGCCAAAUCAUCCCAACUGCACGUCGUGUGUUGUAUGCUUGUGUCCUGACUGCAAAGCCCAGGCUUCUUGAACCAAUUUACCAAGUGGAGAUCCAGUGCCCUGAAGUAGCAGUUGGUGGUAUCUAUGGUGUACUGAACAGAAGACGAGGCAUGGUGGUUGAAGAAACUCAGGUUGUUGGCACUCCAAUGUUUAUUGUCAAAUCUUACCUGCCUGUAAAUGAGUCAUUUGGCUUCACUGCUGACCUUCGCUCCAACACUGGAGGACAGGCCUUCCCUCAGUGUGUGUUUGACCACUGGCAGAUUCUGCCAGGUGAUCCAUUUGAAGCCAACUCCAAGCCUUCACAGAUUGUUGCUGAUACACGAAAGCGUAAGGGUCUGAAAGAGGGCAUCCCUCCACUUGACAACUACCUGGACAAGCUGUAACCCCUAAGCCACUCCUAGUCCUGCUUAGACUGCAUCAAGUAUGCCCAGCGAACCCAACAAUAGACUUGAAGAGACUAUUUUACUCUAAUUUCAGCUUCCAAGCCUUCCUGCUUCUACAAUAGGUCAAAAAAAUAACACAACCACGAAAGAAAAGAUGUCUGUGGAAGAAAUUUGCCAUGUCACAAAGUCUGGUUACUAAGUUGCUCACAAACACACAGGCCACAAGAGAUAUACAUUGUUGCCACAUUAAGCACUUUACACUGUGCUGUCCAAGGGAAGUUGGCAUUUUUUUGAGCUGUGGACAAGGGAAUGAAUUUGAAGAAACAAAAUAAAAGAUUUCCCUGUA
Pomacea canaliculata is the source of this 3002-nucleotide messenger RNA. RefSeq names its product translation elongation factor 2-like. The transcript has 14 exons. Gene Ontology annotation, biological process: translational elongation. Gene Ontology annotation, molecular function: GTPase activity; GTP binding; translation elongation factor activity. Lineage: Eukaryota; Metazoa; Mollusca; Gastropoda; Architaenioglossa; Ampullariidae. The coding region runs from base 128 to 2656 and encodes 842 amino acids. The record is from RefSeq and is a predicted model, not a curated record. Gene Ontology annotation, cellular component: cytosol; ribonucleoprotein complex.